AGCCAGAAUAGGACAGACUCAUAUACCAUUCUGAUCUGGGUGCAUUUCUUCAGAAGGAAAACUGAAGACUUUAAUAGCAAACCCUCCAAGGUCAAAAUGAAUACAGAUAGCGGUGGGUGUGCUCGCAAACGUGCUGCCAUGUCUGUUACAAUAACAUCUGUGAAGAGAGUUCAGAGUUCUCCAAACCUAUUGGCUGCAGGGCGUGAUUCUCAGUCACCAGACUCAGCUUGGAGAUCUUACAAUGAUCGAAAUCAAGAGACACUGAACGGAGAUGCUACAUAUUCCUCUCUUGCAGCAAAAGGUUUCAGAAGCGUUCGACCAAACUUACAAGAAAAAAAGUCACCAACUCAGGCACCCUUUCCACCACCCAGAAAAGAGAGCUCUUGCAGCUCUUUGAUAACCAAUCACCAAAAGUGUGACAUUUUAGACCAAUUAGUAACUAACACACAAACUCCCUCCUGUACAAAGUACUCUACUAACAAAAAACCUCUUGAGGGAACUAUGUAUUCUCAUGACGACUCUAACCAGACAAUUGUAUAUUCGGAAGAAUCUAACACAACUGUGUCGUAUACACAAAAAAUCACUAACCCACUACCAACAGCUUCCAGCACUGGUCCCCUACCAAAUGCUGAUAUCAGCACUCCAUUUCUACAAGAAGACUACACACAAGAUUCUCAGACUCGAAGAAUUUCUACAUUGAAACUAAUCCAUAACCAGGAUCUAGGAAGCAGUGUCUACUUUAAUACUCCACAGUUCUCUCAGUCUGUGGAAGUCCCUUCAUUUCUCAAAAGGCCUUGCUCACCACCCCCUAACCCAGUGCCUGAGAUACACACAGCAUCUCUUUCCAUUCAGAUAAAUCCCGUUUCAGGACAUGAUCCUGAAAGCCACAAACAGCUACCUGAGCUUUCUCCAGAGACUACAAAGAUACCUCUUCCGCAAGAGAGACAAAAAUCUGCAGUUGCUGCGGCCUCCCAGUCCUCAGACUGCCGGCCUGGAAACCAGAACUUAGCUGCCAAUGUGCUGGAGAGCCAGAUAACAGUGAAUGGAAACUCUGGAGGUGCUGUGAGUCCAAUGAGUUACUAUCAAAGGCCGUUUUCCCCUUCAGCUUACUCUCUCCCAGGCUCGCUCAAUUCAAGCAUUAUCAUGCAGCAUGGCCGCUCACUGGACUCCGCAGAGUCGUAUCCCCAGCACGCGCAGUCCCUGGACGGCACCAUGGGCAGCUCCAUCCCACUGUACAGGUCCUCGGAGGAGGAGAAGAGGGUGACCGUCAUCAAAGCCCCGCACUACCCAGGGAUCGGGCCCGUGGAUGAAUCCGGAAUCCCCACAGCAAUUAGAACGACAGUUGACAGACCAAAGGACUGGUACAAGACAAUGUUUAAGCAAAUCCACAUGGUGCACAAGCCAGAUGAUGACACAGACAUGUAUAAUACUCCUUAUACAUAUAACGCAGGCCUAUACAACUCACCCUACAGCGCUCAGUCACAUCCUGCGGCAAAGACCCAGACCUACAGACCCCUCUCCAAAAGUCACUCGGACAAUGGCACUGAUGUCUUUAAGGAUGCCUCCUCCCCUGUCCCUCCCCCACAUGUUCCUCCUCCUCCUCCUCCACUUCGGCCAAGAGAUCGAUCUUCAACAGAAAAGCAUGACUGGGAUCCUCCAGAUAGAAAAGUGGACACAAGAAAAUUUCGUUCUGAGCCAAGGAGUAUUUUUGAAUAUGAACCCGGGAAGUCAUCCAUUCUCCAGCAUGAAAGACCACCCCCUCUCCCAACAACUCUGACACCUGUUCCAAAAGAACCCGGCCGGAAGCCUCUUUCUGUUUCAAGAGACGGAGAAGUAACGGGUAGCCCCUCCCCUCUGCCCAGGACUGGCCUCCCCAUACCAAGCCCGUGCACCCCGACUCUUUCCCCCACCUUGACUGAUCGCAUAAAUCCAGAUGACAUAGAUUUAGAAAAUGAGCCCUGGUAUAAAUUCUUUUCAGAACUGGAGUUUGGACGCCCGCCCCCUAAAAAGGCUCUGGACUAUGUUCGAGAUCAUUCUUCUGGUGUUUCCAAUGAGGCCUCCCUGUAUCAAUCCUCUAUAGACAGAAGCCUGGAAAGACCUACUAGUUCUGCGAGCACGGCCAGUGACUUCAGGAAAAGGAGGAAGAGCGAACCUGCGGUGGGGCCACCCAGGGGCUUGGAUCCAAGUGCGAGCAGGACCAGCCCAGGGCGAGCGGACCUCCCGGGACCAGGCGGCCCCGUGACAAAGUCUUUCAUCAGUUCUUCUCCUCCUUCCCCCUCAAGAGCAAAAGGUGGGGAUGAUAUAUGUCCGUCCCUUUACAGUUACUCAGGGCUCAACGGCAACCCCUCCAAUGAGUUAGAUUACUGUAACGCUUACAGACAGCAUUUGGAUGUCCCUCGUGACUCACAGAGGGCCAUUACUUUCAAGAACGGCUGGCAGAUGGCCCGACAGAACGCAGAGGUCUGGAGCAGCACUGAGGAGACGGUGUCCCCCAAAAUCAAAUCCCGCAGCUGUGACGAUCUUCUAAAUGACGACUGCGAUAGCUUCCCCGACCCCAAAACCAAGUCAGAGAGUAUGGGUUCUCUGUUAUGUGAAGAGGACUCCAAGGACAGCUGCCCUAUAGCGUGGGCCUCCCCCUACAUCCAGGAGGGUCGGAGUAACGGCAGGUCAAGGCUCCGCCACAGAUCAGCCCACAACGCCCCGGGGUUCCUCAAAAUGUACAGGAAAAUGCAUCGCAUUAACCGCAAGGAUUUGAUGGCGUCCGAGGUGAUCUGCUCCGUCAAGUCGAGGAUAAUGCAGUACGAGAAGGAGCAGCAGCACAAGGGCUUGCUGCACGGAUGGAGCCAGUCCUCCACCGAGGAGGUGCCCAGGGACAUGGUCCCCACCCGCAUUUCUGAAUUCGAAAAGCUGAUUCAAAAGUCCAAGUCCAUGCCCAAUUUAGGAGACGAAAUGUUAUCUCCCAUCAGCCUAGAAGCUCAACAAAAUGGUUUAUGUCCCAAGAGGCGAUUUUCCAUUGAGUCUUUGCUGGAGGAAGAAGGUCAGAGCAGACACGCUUCGCAUAUGCAGCGGAGCUACGAGCCCCAAGCCCUGGUACCGAUUCAUAUCGAGGUCACCAGUGACGAGCAGCCCAGAGCGCACGUAGAGUUCUCUGAUAGCGACCAGGAUGGCGUCGUGUCUGACCACAGCGAUUACAUUCACGUCGAAGGAUCGUCCUUCUGCAGCGAGAGCGACUUCGAUCACUUUUCUUUCACGUCCUCUGAAAGCUUCUACGGGUCCAGCCACCAUCACCACCAUCACCACCACCACCACCACCGACACCUGAUCAGCUCCUGCAAAGGCAGAUGCCCGGCCUCCUACACCCGGUUCACCACGAUGCUGAAACACGAAAGAGCCAAACACGAGAACACCGAAGAGCCCAGAAGACAAGAAAUGGACCCUGGGCUCUCUAAGCUUGCAUUUCUGGUCAGUCCCGUGCCUUUCCGGAGGAAAAAAAAUUCGACGCCCAAAAAACAGACUGAAAAGGCAAAAUGUAAAGCUUCUGUAUUUGAGGCUCUGGACUCUGCCCUUAAAGACAUCUGUGACCAGAUUAAAGCCGAAAAGAGAAGGGGAAGUCUGCCAGACAACAGCAUCCUGCACCGUCUCAUCAGUGAGCUUCUGCCAGAUAUCCCCGAGAGGAACUCGUCGCUUAGAGCUCUGAGAAGGAGCCCCAUGCACCAGCCUUUCCACCCACUGCCUCAGGACGGUGCUAUGCAUCGUCCAUUGUACCAGAACGAUUGUGGGAGAAUGCCUCACAGUGCCUCUUUCCAAGACGCGGACACCACCACCGCCAGCUACCGUCACCAAGACUAUGACAGUGCACGGAGUCUCCAAGACCACGAGUCCCCUAGAAGUUAUGCAUCCACCAUGACUGACCUGGGGAGAAGCGCACCUCGGGAAAGAAGAGGAACUCCAGAAAAAGAGAAAUUGCCUGCAAAAGCUGUUUAUGAUUUUAAAGCUCAGACAUCUAAGGAGCUGUCAUUUAAGAAAGGAGAUACUGUCUACAUCCUCAGGAAAAUAGAUCAAAAUUGGUAUGAGGGAGAGCACCACGGCAGAGUGGGCAUCUUCCCAAUCUCCUACGUCGAGAAACUCAUACCUCCCGAAAAAGCACAGCCCGCAAGACCCCCUCCGCCAGCGCAGCCUGGAGAAAUCGGAGAAGCUUUGGCCAAAUAUAAUUUCAGCGCUGACACAAAUGUGGAGCUAUCGCUGAGAAAGGGAGAUAGAGUUAUUCUUCUUAAAAGAGUUGAUCAAAACUGGUAUGAAGGUAAAAUCCCAGGAACCAGCAGACAAGGCAUCUUCCCUGUUUCCUAUGUAGAAGUUGUCAAGAAGAAUCCAACCACAGGUGCUGACGAUUACCCCGACCCUCCAAUCCCCCACAGCUACUCUAGUGAUAGACUCCACAGCUUAAGUUCCAAUAAGUUGGCUUCCAGGGAACCAGCCCCUGCUCCCAUGCACAAAGCUUCACCUGGCUCAGAUAAAACAGCCCCUGGGUGGCUGUCCCUGACAGCCACGUGUCCACCGGCAAAUCCUUUGACCCCAGCGCCACCUCCUUUUCUGGACAGCUUCUUGGAUGAAUUAGAGAAGCUUGGUGCUUUCACCUUAUCAGCUGACCAAGCCAAACCAAGUAUCCUAGAGGAGAUCCUUGAAAUCAAGGAGGAGCCCUCAGUACUCCUCCCGCUGCCUCCAGCUUCUGGACCUGCCAAGCCAGCUUCCUCUCUGCUACCUGUCCCCGGCUCAGGGGUGACCUCGGCUGCACUCCAGCCUUAUGAGGCCAAACCACUGCAGGAUUCCAGAAAGACAACUCAGAACAAGUUUGACGAUCUGACAAAAAUGGGAAAGGGCUUUGGAGGCCCCGAGAAAGUACCCGAAGUUCUAGGUGAUAAGUUUGUGGCCUCUGCACACACGAAUUUGGGUCCCUUGCCCCAAUGUCUCCCUGUCAUUGGAGAGGAAGAUGAGGAUAUCUGUGAGGGGUUUAUGUCAGGCAUCCAAGGAGGGCCAGAAUCUCAGGAACCAGGGGCCCUGUGGUGUGCCCAUGAUGGCCCAGAGGGCACACCAAGCCUGCACAUUGAAGAGGAGGAAGAGGAGAGGAAACCCGCCUGCUUAAAAUAUCCUGUAGCCACCCCCACAGAUCCUAGGACCCCUAAGGAAGACAGCAAUGCAGCGAAGACCAGUAAUGAGCUGCCUUCACUUUCUCCGGGAGAUGGAAAGUCCACACCGUUUCCCAGCUGUCUCCUUCCCGCCCUUCCUUUUCAUUUGCCCUCCACCUCUGUCUCUGACCUGAACUCCACCCUUUCUCAGACUCCCCAGCCCUACUCUCCCCCCCUCCUCCCCAAAUACCCUUACCAACAGGAGAUAAAUUCACCAGAACUAAAGGCUGACUUAAAAAGCGAGAUAUUUGUCUUGGGUAAGCCUCCGCGUAGCCCAGUGAUGUCUAGGAGAUCCUGCGGCUCGCCUGUCAGAGGGCUCAGCAGUUCCCACAGGCCACAGCGUCCUGUGUUUACUCAUGAAAACAUUCAAGGUGGGGGGGAACCGUUUCAGGCUCUGUAUAACUAUACUCCUAGGAAUGAAGAUGAGCUGGAGCUCAGAGAAAGUGACGUCAUUGAUGUGAUGGAGAAGUGUGACGAUGGAUGGUUUGUGGGCACCUCAAGAAGAACCAAAUUCUUUGGUACUUUUCCCGGAAACUAUGUCAAGAGGCUGUGAAUCGCUGUCUCCCUACAUUGCAAGUCCCACUUCAGCACCACAUCUGCAGACCCUUGCCUGAAAGAGCCCCCUCACCCCCCGCCCCCACUGUCCUGCCUUCUGGUCUCCUCUAGAAGUUCCCCAGCCCUCCCCACCUCUACCUGCCACCAAACCACCAGCCAAGGGACUGCCGCUGCCCAGCUCUGGGGAGGCUGGGGGCUUGCUUCUGCGUGAACGUGCGUAGUCCUGAUUUCUGCUCUAAACUUGGAAACGUCGCUGUGCGAGAUCAGAGAGAAGAUGGUUAGAGUUAGAAAGGGAGAAGUAUUUGAGGCAAAAAAAAAAAAAAAAAAAAAGGAAAUAUCUGAAGAAUCUCUCUAGUCCACUUUGAAAGGCUUUCUCCCCUCAGGCAACCAGAGAUUGUUUAUUCCUAAAUGCUGUGGUUUGUGUUUUCACAUUCUUAGCUUGGCACUGUAUUUUCCUUUCACGAGUUUGCCUAGUGUCCUGGUUUACACGACAUGAAAACCUGUCCUUCGGCUAUUGUUUGCCUGCACUUACAUAUUGUAAUACGCACAGUGAUUACAAAACCUAAAGCAAGCGUAGGAAAGUUAAUUCGGAUGAGUGUGAUUUUAUUGAUUGAAUGUGAGUUUUCAAAUAGGAGUCUUUUCCUGCAGUUUUUUUUCUGUACUUUUUAGAAGUGCAAACCGUUAAGUGAAUAAGAGCCUUUGGUAAUAAUCAUGAGACUAUAAGAGGUUUAGCUAGACUACAAAAAAAAAAAUAAAACCAACAAAAAAAC
Messenger RNA from Mustela erminea (ermine), 6508 nucleotides. It is a transcript of the gene SORBS2, whose product is annotated as sorbin and SH3 domain containing 2. The transcript is spliced from 30 exons. Bases 97 to 5736 code for a protein of 1879 amino acids. The record is from RefSeq and is a predicted model, not a curated record. Gene Ontology annotation, cellular component: dendrite; plasma membrane; neuronal cell body. Gene Ontology annotation, biological process: Notch signaling pathway. Gene Ontology annotation, molecular function: protein binding. Lineage: Eukaryota; Metazoa; Chordata; Mammalia; Carnivora; Mustelidae.